GAUUUUGCCAUUUUAGUUUCAUGUCUGUUGUUGUUUACAGAGAGAGACUGUGAAGAAGAGUGUGAGAGAGAAGUGAGAAAGAGGGUUUGUUUGUUUUGCUUUGUUUAGAUCUGAGAAAGAAAAAUCUGGGUUUGAAGUUUUGUGUUUGGAAUUUUGUAAACAAGAGGUAAUGAAAAGAAGAUGAAAUCUCUGUUUCAGUUUAUCUGGAGUUUUCUUCUGUAAAGAAAUUGGCCGGCAAUUUGAUAGUUUGUUAGAAGUGAGUGGAAGUGAUAAAGAAAGAGUUUUUUCUUUAAGUUGAAGCAUUUUUGAGGUGUGGGGUGGAGAGUUAGAAUUUUAAACAACUGAACUUUUUUUGUUCAAGUUUCUAAAUUCUGGGUUUGGAUUCUUGUUUUGGUUGGUAGAUUGAGUGAAAUUCAAUUUUUCUGGUUGAGUUGGAGGGGAAUUGUUUUUGGGUAUAAAUUUUUUCUCAGCGACUAAGAAUAUAUUUAAUUAGUGUUACUGAAGGGAAGAGUGUGAUUGAUUGGAAGAAGAAUCGGAGAUUACAGAAUAAAUGUACUGUCAGAGAGAUUGAAGAGAAGUUGAAAAGACUGUCUUUUUUUUUUUUAUAUUGAAUUAGGUAUCUUGAAGAUGUUAACAAAUGGAGUUUGAAAUUAAGUAAUGGAGUUUGAUUUUGGGUUCUGAAGAAUUAGUACUUUCAGGAUAUAAUCAUACUGGGGUUUGAUUCUAAUGAUCAAAUUUUUUGAUUCAGUGAAAGAAGAAAAGAAGGAAAUGGAGAAAUGUUUGGAUUCUCAGUUAUGGCAUGCUUGUGCUGGAGGCAUGGUACAGAUGCCACAAGUUAACUCAAAGGUUUACUAUUUCCCACAAGGUCAAGCAGAACAUGCUAAUGGGAACGUCGAUUUUGAAAAUUCAUCAAGAAUUCCAGCAAUGAUUCUAUGUAGAGUUGCUGGUGUGAAAUUCAUGGCUGAUUCUGAGACAGACGAGGUUUAUUCAAAGCUAAGACUAAUUCCUGUGAGAAAUAAUGAAUCUGAUUUUGAAGAUGAUGGUGUUAAUGGAAACAAUGGAUCUGAUUCGGCUCAAGAUAAGCCGGCAUCGUUUGCGAAAACAUUGACUCAGUCUGAUGCUAAUAAUGGUGGUGGGUUUUCGGUUCCUAGAUACUGUGCUGAGACAAUUUUUCCAAGGUUGGAUUAUUCUGCUGAACCUCCUGUACAAACUGUACUUGCUAAGGAUGUUCAUGGUGAGGUUUGGAAGUUCCGGCAUAUUUAUAGAGGGACUCCUCGGCGUCAUCUCUUGACGACCGGAUGGAGUACUUUUGUGAACCAAAAGAAGCUGAUUGCCGGUGAUUCAAUUGUGUUUUUAAGGACUGAGAAUGGGGAUCUUUGUGUCGGUAUCCGGCGCGCAAAGAGAGGGAUUGGUGGCGGUCCUGAGGCGUCGUCCGGGUGGAAUUCAGCUUCGGGUAAUUGUGUUUCGCCAUAUGCUGGUUAUUCUGUUUUUAUGAGGGAAGAUGAAAGCAAGUUAGGAAGAAAUGCUAAUGGUGGGAAUAAUAAUAGUCCUUGUGGUGGUGGUUUUCGGGGAAAACCAAAAGUGAGACCUGAGUCUGUGGUAGAGGCUGCAAAUCUUGCUGCCAAUGGGCAACCUUUUGAGGUUGUUUAUUACCCUCGAGCAAGCACUCCUGAAUUCUGUGUCAAGGCUUCAUCUGUGCGUACAGCAGUACGUAACCAGUGGUGUCCAGGGAUGAGGUUCAAGAUGGCUUUUGAGACUGAGGAUUCGUCUCGGAUAAGUUGGUUCAUGGGAACAAUAUCUUCUGUUCAGGUUGCUGAUCCAAUCCAUUGGCCUGGUUCUCCUUGGAGGCUUCUUCAGGUGACUUGGGACGAGCCGGACUUGUUACAAAAUGUGAAGCGCGUUAGUCCAUGGUUGGUUGAAUUGGUAUCAAGCAUGCCAUCAAUCCAUCUAUCGUCACCCUUCUCACCUCCAAGAAAGAAAAUUAGGGUUCCUCAACAUCCCGAUUUCUCCUUUGAUGGGCAACUUCAAAUGCCAUCACUUUUGAGCAACCCCUUUGGGCCAAGCAGUCCCUCUUGUUGUGUAAGCGACAACAGUUCUGCAGGCAUACAGGGAGCCAGGCAUGCUCAGUUUGGUAUAUCUUUAUCAGAUCUCCAUUUUAAUAAACUUCAGCCGGGUGUAUUUGUGACCGGUUUACAGCGCCCUCAUCAUGCUGCCCCACCUUCAAGAAUCUCCGGUGGCUUCAUAAUGAGCAACCCCAGUUGCAAGGAGAAUGUAUCUUGCUUGCUUACAAUGGGCAUGGGCAACGGAAAUUCUACUCCAACUUCAAAGAAGUCGAAUGACAGCAAAACAGCACAGUUUGUACUCUUCGGCCAACCUAUACUCACCGAAGAACAAAUUUCUCUUAGCGUCAGGGGCGGACCUAUGUGAGAGCAAUUCCGCGCUGUAGCCCGGAGAACUUCAGCGGCAGUUUUUAUUUGUAGUGUCAAGUGUCUGUCUAAAUAUGUAUGGGCACGUAUUUUGUUUUGUGCAUCACGGUAGAAUUUUUUUGAGCAUACAGAGUCUCAUAAUUCGUCGCUCCUUUGUAUUUUCAAAAAAUAUCUAUGUUGAAUGCUUCAGUGCACCAGGCAGUGUCAAGCAUUCUCCUUUGUGAUGCAGAAGCUUUAGAACUUCAAACUCAAAGAAAUUGAAUUUAAGGUUCUUGAUCAUGCA
Molecule: messenger RNA, 2709 nt
Organism: Papaver somniferum (opium poppy)
Lineage: Eukaryota; Viridiplantae; Streptophyta; Magnoliopsida; Ranunculales; Papaveraceae
Product: auxin response factor 18-like
Exons: 3
Coding region: 727-2427 (566 amino acids)
Biological process (GO): response to hormone; regulation of DNA-templated transcription
Cellular component (GO): nucleus
Molecular function (GO): DNA binding
Source: RefSeq, a predicted model, not a curated record